AUGCCUUUGGAACCGCUCUGGGAUGUUCUGGCACCAGCAUUGGCCCUGAGCGUCGGGUCGCAGCUGGGUGUCUUCGGCGUUCAGCUGACGCUGGGCAUGACUUUCGCUGAACCAUUGCUGCUGUUGCUCUUCCCCGGGCUUUUGAAGCUGCUGGAGGAGUGCAACCACCGGCUGCUUGCCUGGCACCUCGGCGGAAUUUUCGGCCAGCCCAUGCUGGUUGCGCAGGUAGCCGUCGCCAGGGCGGAGAGGCAUGAGGGCCGCGGCUGCGUCAAAGCCUUCGGCUUGCUCGUCGGUGCGUACUCCUUGGGUGCUGUCACCGGAGCCGGGCUGCGGGGCCUGGCACACAGCCUGCCUCCCUUUCUGCGCAAGGUCCUCCUGAAGCUCAUUGUCAUCAAGCUAGUGAUGCUGAAUAUGUUUGCCGUUUGGUUCAACGGCGAGAAGCUUGGCGAGCACCACGAACAUGCUGGCCAUGAGGAGCACCCAGCACCGUUCUACCAGAGACAGAAGCAGUCGAAGAUGUGGCAGCAAAUCAAAGCAUUCGUUGGGACGGAGCUGGAGCGGCUUCUCCGCAGCUGUACGGAGUGCGCCUCGCAUCUGGCUGCGAGAUCUGCUGCACUUCUCAGUCUAACAUUGAUUAUGGGCCCGGCGCCCCUACCCGCUGUGGAUUUCUUUGCGUACACACCGUUUCACAAGGGCUUUGCCGUGUUUUGGUUCGACGUGGUGGGGGUUGUCUCCUACGCCGUCGUCGUUCCACUCUUGGACGAGGCCUGGAAGGACGAAGCCCGGCGCAGCAAAUGUUUGGACUGGUUCUUCUUGCCUUCCCUUGCGCUGAGCGCCACAGCUGCUGCAUCGGCCUUGUUGGAGCUGACGUCCACCCUCAAUGUUGCCUUGACUGCGGGCUUGGCUGCUGGGUGCUGCAGCGCGGUGGUGGGAGCGCUGGUCUCUGCAGACAUGUCAGAACAGGCCCCCCAUCUGGCAGAUGUUGGCAUGCGCUUGGCCUGGGGCCUUCUCUUCGGAGGCAUUGCCCAGUUUCUGGGAUCACAACUGGGAGAGUGGCUGUUCCUCCACAGCGCCUGGCUCGGCGUUAGCAUCUGCUCCUUCGCUGCCCUGCUGGCUGCCCGGCACUACACCCAUAAGGCCUUGGACGUGGCCGGAGCUCCGGCUUUUCGGCCGGCGCCGGCUCCGCCACUCUCGGCCACGACUCCGCUCCUGACCUCCCAGGGUGGUCAUGGUAGGGUUUAG
Molecule: messenger RNA, 1242 nt
Organism: Symbiodinium natans
Lineage: Eukaryota; Dinophyceae; Suessiales; Symbiodiniaceae
Source: the annotation of a GenBank genome assembly